UUGACCAAUCUACUAGUAUUUAUUUUCUCUGUGAUUGAAUUCCCCAACCAGGGUUAGAUUCCAAGUUACUGUAAUGCCACGACACCACACCACACGUGUGGAGGGAACAAGAAACGAGUCAGGGGGCAUGGCAGGGAGUGAAGGGUUGGUCCCUCUCUCUGUUCCUGUUUCAUAUGUUCCUCUGCCCUGUUUCAUCUCAUAUAAGAGAAACCAAACCCACACCCUUAUCAAAACAGAAUUUACAGACCCUUCAGAUUUAGCAUUAUUCUCUUCUUAUAUUCUCAUCAUCAUCAGUUUAAUUAUUACUAUUAUUUUUUCGUACUAUACUACUAUAUACUACUAUCCCCCACUCUUCUUCUUCUUCUUCUUCCUCCUGUCCCUUAACCCAAACAAAAACAAAACAAAAAAUGCGUGGCGUUUUACAACCGUUGGAUUUAGGUAUUCAAAUUCCCUACCAUUUCAGAUGCCCAAUCUCUCUUGAGCUUAUGCGAGACCCUGUUACCGUCUCCACCGGUCAAACCUACGACCGUAACAGCAUCGAGUCGUGGGUUAACACCGGUAACACAACGUGUCCGGUCACGCGAGCCAAUCUUACAGAUUUUACCUUCAUACCAAAUCACACGCUCCGCCGCUUAAUCCAAGAGUGGUGCGUCGCUAACCGCGCGUUUGGCGUUCAAAGGAUUCCAACUCCCAAACAACCUGCAGACCCUUCUCUUGUUCGUUCUUUGCUUAAUCAAAUUUCUUCCCAUUCUGCCCCUGUUCAAAUUAAACUUAACUCGCUUCGUCGACUCAGAUCAUUAACUCGUGACUCGGAUUAUAACCGCUCUCUCAUUGCUUCUCUCAACGUUCGUCAUAUUGUGUUACCUAUUCUUUUCGAUUACAACGGUGGUUUAGACGACUUGAAAUAUGAGUCACUCGCUUUGCUUGUUCUUUUUCCACUCAGUGAGUCAGAUUGCACUUCACUCGCUUCCGAUUCAGAUAAGAUUAACUACCUCACAAGUCUUCUUUCACACUCUUUGUUUGAUGUCCGAGUUAACUCAGCCGCGUUGAUUGAAAUCGUUGUCUCUGGGACUCACUUACCGGAGAUCCGUGCUCAGGUGAGUAAUGUUGACGGGAUCUACGACGGUGUGGUUGAGAUACUCAGGAAUCCGAUCUCAUAUCCUCGUGCGCUCAAGGUAGGGAUUAAAGCCUUGUUCGCGCUAUGUUUGGUGAAACAGACGCGCCACCGUGCUGUAGCCGCCGGUGCGCCAGCGGUACUUGUUGAUCGGCUCGCUGAUUUCGAGAAGUGUGAUGCAGAGAGAGCGUUGGCGACGGUGGAGUUAUUGUGCCGAGUUCCGGCAGGUUGCGCGGCGUUCGCCGGUCAUGCGCUAACGGUACCAAUGCUUGUGAAGAUAAUACUGAAGAUAUCGGAUCGUGCGACGGAGUAUGCUGCCGGAGCGCUUAUGGCGCUGUGUUCUGAAUCGGAACGGUGUCAGCGUGAGGCAGUUACGGCGGGAGUGCUGACUCAGCUUUUGCUUCUGGUACAGAGUGAUUGCACAGAGAGAGCGAAGAGGAAGGCGCAACUGUUGCUAAAGCUUCUUCGGGAUUCGUGGCCUCAAGAUUCCGUCGGAAAUUCUGACGAUUUUGCAUGCAGCCAUUUUGACUAAUUUCAUUUUUAUUUUUUAAUUAUUGUAAUCUCUCAAAAUUUGUAUUAGUUGAAAAAUUAUUUAGAUUUGAAUACAAAAAUAGAGAGAAAAAAAAAAUGAACAUAGAUUGUGAAGUUUAGUUGUUGCUUAAUUAGAAUCUCUUUUUAUUUAGACUGGUAAAUAGAACUGAAAUUCUGUAUUUGAUUAUUUUUUUCUCUUUGUAUGUAAGAAUUAUUACUCCUAUUAUUAUUAUUAUUGAUUUAAUUAUUGUUAAGAACAGAACAAAAUGUUUGAUUA
This is a messenger RNA of Trifolium pratense (red clover), 1922 nucleotides long. Its product is annotated as U-box domain-containing protein 26. The record is from RefSeq and is a predicted model, not a curated record. Gene Ontology annotation, molecular function: ubiquitin protein ligase activity. Gene Ontology annotation, biological process: protein ubiquitination. NCBI's taxonomy places the organism in Eukaryota, Viridiplantae, Streptophyta, Magnoliopsida, Fabales, Fabaceae. The transcript has a single exon. Bases 408 to 1646 code for a protein of 412 amino acids.